Molecule: messenger RNA, 381 nt
Organism: Symbiodinium sp. CCMP2592
Lineage: Eukaryota; Dinophyceae; Suessiales; Symbiodiniaceae
Source: the annotation of a GenBank genome assembly
AUGGCGGGCGCAACGACUGUCUUGGACGACACCACUACCUUCUACAUCAUGUUCGUUCCGGAGGUGGUGCAGAACUUUCGUGACGAGACAAGCAUUCCGCGCUGUCGGCAGCCGGGUGCCACGGAGCACUUGUCUUUGCGUCCCACGCCGGAGCAGGCUCACGAUCGUUAUUACUGGUGGCGCGAUGAGACCACGCCGGAGCCCGUUGGGGUGAAGAUCACCAUGACCCACGAAGGCCGCACGCGCUUUCUGGCAAAUGGCAGCUUGGCUCUGCCGGUCCGACACGGCGUGACGUGGGGCCGUUGGUCUGGUCCACUGACCGUGGGCAACACAAUGAGUGCUGCCAAUCAGCUGCUGAUGACGGUGGAGCUCCUCUCGUAG